This is a messenger RNA of Priapulus caudatus, 1858 nucleotides long. RefSeq names its product HEAT repeat-containing protein 1-like. The record is from RefSeq and is a predicted model, not a curated record. Gene Ontology annotation, molecular function: snoRNA binding. Gene Ontology annotation, cellular component: t-UTP complex; small-subunit processome; 90S preribosome. Bases 117 to 1445 code for a protein of 442 amino acids. NCBI's taxonomy places the organism in Eukaryota, Metazoa, Priapulida, Priapulimorpha, Priapulimorphida, Priapulidae. Gene Ontology annotation, biological process: positive regulation of transcription by RNA polymerase I; maturation of SSU-rRNA from tricistronic rRNA transcript (SSU-rRNA, 5.8S rRNA, LSU-rRNA). The transcript is spliced from 9 exons.
CAUGUCUGCCCCCUUGUUUGAAAGCGUGUGAUACGAAUAUAUUUGCAGUAACAUCUAUAUCCUAUUAGUAUAUUUAGGUCGGUAUCACUACGUAAGGGUGGGAUUGCCCCAGCAGUAUGACGUCAUUGGCUACACAGCUGAAGCGGUUGGCUGUUAAGCCUCAAGCUCAGGUACAAGCAGAUCACCUUAGAAGUGAUAAACAAAGGGCUUCAUUGCUGUUUGAUCUGAAAGAAGCAGCAAAUCUAGACAGAGACACUGUUUACUCACUUGGGUGUAUUGGUCUUGAGGAGCUGGCAUUGAUCGAUCCAUCGUUCCUGAAGUUCGAGAGGAGUAUUUUCCACUCGUCGUCUAAGACUCUGGAGAGAAGCAUUCAAGCGAAGGAUGUCAACCACGAGCUGAAUCGCAAUAUAGCCAACUUUCUCGUCCGUCUGUCCCCGUACUUUCUGCUGAAGCCGGCACACAAAUGCCUGGAGUGGCUGAUUCACAGGUUCCACAUUCACGUGUACAACGUCGACGACUUGAUGCGAUGCGUCUUGCCCUACCACGACGCGAACAUGUUUGUGAAGGUCGUCCAGCUUUUAAAGUUGGACACGCCACGCAACAGAUGGGCGUGGUUGGCACCAUUGCAAAAAGCAGGCGUACCACUGGAUAAAAAAUCAUUGGUCAGAUAUUGCAGCAAGGACCUGGGAUUCCUUUCCUUUGUUUGCGAUAUGGUCCCUACAGCACUGAAGGUCUACGGCUACAAGGCAACGACGACAAGUAUGCGGGUGCUGUUUUCAUUCUACGCGUCGACGAUCGUCCAGACGCUCCACUCUCUCUCCAAAGUCAGUAACGAGCUUGUUGCGCAGCUCGUCCCGUUUCUCGUCAAGGGCCUCAGGUCGGGUCUGAAGGACUACACGGCCGCCACCUACCUCAUCCUCAGCCAGCUGGCGAAGGUCGCGACCUUGGACCAGAAGGUCGUUCGAAAUCUGCUGGCCGAUGUUUGCAAGGGAAUGAUGGCAAAUCAGACGAUGGAAGCGUUGGGCUGCAUUGUUGUCAUUUUUCAACUGCAGAAAAUGAAGAAGAUCCCUGACAGGGUUGUGGAGAAGCUGGCUGAACAGCCACAGCUUGUCGCUGAACUGCAGCUGAUGAGCGAGCAGUACGACAUCGGCGAGUUCUUGAGCGCUCUCUGCUGUGAUUUAUUAUCUGCUGCUCUGCCGUUGCUCGUGGCGCCGACAUCAAUGCCAAAGGAGGAAAGGAAACUAGGCUACAAGCAGGCAUCCAGGUAUCUAAAGUUCCUCAUAAAGCUUGUACAGGAUGUGCCACUUGGGAAGCAGGUUGCCAUGACAAUCACAAAGUGCCUGUUAACUGAAUACUGCUCUGCACAUGCAAGUGGCAAAAAGACAGCAAGGAAGAGGCUGAGAUCUAGAGUGCAACCCCUUGUAAGGACCAUGGAGAUUAAGUGAGUAUACACAGCCAUUUUAAAUUGUUGUCUGAGACAUGUUUAGCAGAAAUAAAUGGUUGCAGGCAGAAGAACUAGUAGCAGUAAUAUAGAUAGUGUAAUCAGUAAUGUGUCAUAUGUAAGUGUCACAUGUGCUGUCCUUGAAAGCUAGGAUUUCAAAAAUAAUUUUUGACUGGUUUCAUGUUUUCGCCACUUUUACGUUACUUACCGUUAUUGCUUGAGUAACAACGACUGUCUAGACUCUAGAUUAGAACCCUCGUACUUAGCUAUAUGCCCCACAACAUACACGAUUUGAAUUUUGAUUACUCGUUUUGAUUUCCACUGCCAUUUCUUGCGAAUCUCGGACUUUCUCACGGUAGCGUGAGACAUCAGCCAGGGAUAAGUAAUGUAAAAAUCACACCAUGUUCACUACACAGA